Molecule: messenger RNA, 1012 nt
Organism: Lucilia sericata (common green bottle fly)
Lineage: Eukaryota; Metazoa; Arthropoda; Insecta; Diptera; Calliphoridae
Exons: 4
Coding region: 94-909 (271 amino acids)
Source: RefSeq, a predicted model, not a curated record
UGUUUUCACAAGUGUCGCAUCAUAAAUCAAAAUUGAAACCGUUUCGAUUACAUACGUGUUAAAAUCUACUAUACAAAAUUAUUCAUUGGAAAUAUGAAUUUUCAAAGUGGAUCGUUGAAAAUAAUUGUCGCGUUCAUACUUCUAACUACAUUCGAAUAUCGAAAGACAACAACUGAUGCAACGCGGCUAGUAAAUGUAAGAAAAUCACAUAAGUUGCAGUCCCGAUCCCUAUUAUUUCCACCAACAGCACCAACUCGAGUGCAAUUCAUUGGUGGCAUUGGUAUACCGGUUGAAGAUUUAAAUUUCGAAUCUGUAACAUCGGGCUAUGUAUUGAAAGCUGAAUAUUUUCUGCCAGAAACAGCUGAUGAAUUUCGACAAAAACUAAAACCACAAACGAUCCAUCGCCGUCGUAAGAGUAUCAACGAAACGUACAUGUACGAUGAGAAUUUUGAAAAUGAUUCUUUAGUGAAUGAAAUGAACGGCAUUUACAACAAUGAAACUUGGAAUUUACCCCAAAAUAUUAAACAUGACGCUCAUAAAAAUCAUUUAAACCAACCGACAGACGAUAAUAUAAAAAGUCAACAAAAACAUGGUGCUCUUUAUCGUUGGAUUGUCUAUAAAGCUAUGGAGACGAUAUUAAAUAAAUCGGCAUUAAAUGGCCACGCCUGUAUGUUGCGCAGUAUUUGUGAACAUGCUGCCAUACCAUUGAAUUACGAGGGAGGCUUAUUAGCAGAGAUAUUGCACAUAAUAUUAACGCCUUCAACAUCACGAGAUGAACCAUCAAAACCAAAUCAUAAGGACUAUCUAAGAGCAGAAAUAUUGGGACGAUCUGGUGAAGAUUGCGAAAAAGCUUAUAAUCAAUGUACUAAGUCUCCAAUGGAAAUAAUAUCGGCUGUAUUUGAAACGUGAUAAAAAUAAAACUUAUUUAAUUGCACGCGAUUACAUAUUAUAUUUAUCAAUCAAUCAGAUUACGAAUGGAACAAUAAUAAAUAUGAAAAUCUAUUUUUAAAAA